AAGGAAGCACAUUACGUCAAGGAAGAUUGGCCUUCCAUUGCUCGGGAUGGUGUUUGUCGCGUGUCUACACUAUUGUUCUUCUACACCAUAAGGAGAAAUAUUCGAUCAGCGACGCCAUAGGUGCAUACUUGCAAUCUCAAGUCAAUACAUACUCGCUAGCAUGUCCUCAUCCAGCUCGCUACCUUCAUCUGGCAUAACGAAAACUCCCAAGAGGACCUCGACACAUCGUCCAACACGAUCAGCACAGCGAACAGAAGUCAAGAUAAACGUAUACGACCUGCUACCCCCAGGUAGACUCUCCUCCUUCUUAUGGACAAUAGGUGGCUCCCUACUCCAUUCUGGCGUUGUCAUCAAUGGCAGGGAGUACGCGUACGGAGGUCAUGACAAACAAGGCUUGACAGGAGUUUAUUGGACUCGACCGAAGUCAGAGCCCCCAGGCGGCACAUUCCGCUGUGAGCUUCUUCAAGGAUUCUCAUUCCUCGCCGAUAACGAGCUCGAUAUCAUCAUCCAGGAAGCGUCCCAAAAAUUUCAGGGUACUUCUUACAACCUCCUCACAAACAAUUGUAACCACUUCACGUCAUAUCUUUGCCAGGCUCUUACGUCUCGACCUGCGCCCUCAUGGCUCAAUAGAGCGGCAAGCAUUGGUGUAGCAUUACCAUGCGUGGUGCCUAAAGAGUGGAUCGCGCCGCCUGAUCACGAGACUGCAGAAGGCGAGCUGCUAGACGAGGAAGACGACGAAAGCGCGGCUAUGCUUCGGAGACACAGGGCAGAUGUAGAACAUCAUGCUUACGAUGAUAUCUCUCGACAUCGUGGGAGCAUAGAUCGUAUGGAAAGCAGAAAUGAGGGACUCGACACGAGUGGACGACCCAUGCCACCGGCCGAGCGGGCUCCUCGGAGAUGAGGUUCGUAGAUAUUAAACAUUGAGCGAUGGGAAGAUUCGAGGCGUAUGGAGUUAUUUUGAAGUCGGUCAAUCCGCUUUGUAAUCUAUGUUGACUGGCCGCGGCUCCUUCAGUAUUAGGGAGCUGCAAACACCUUCAUUAAAACGCCCUCGAGUGGCUUCUAUGUUAUGUACAUGAGCUUUCGAGCUCGUGAUAAUGUAAAGUACACGCGUCAGUAGCAUACGUCGACAAUGGCAUGGCGCACCGAAAGAUGCUCGUAAAGGACUCAGCCCAGCCUCCUUGGCUUUGAACCUCUUGGACCUCCAUGGGCAAUAGGUGUGACAUC
Pseudovirgaria hyperparasitica is the source of this 1224-nucleotide messenger RNA. Its product is annotated as DUF862-domain-containing protein. Gene Ontology annotation, biological process: protein deubiquitination. The transcript is spliced from 3 exons. Lineage: Eukaryota; Fungi; Ascomycota; Dothideomycetes; Acrospermales; Acrospermaceae. The record is from RefSeq and is a predicted model, not a curated record. Gene Ontology annotation, molecular function: deubiquitinase activity. Bases 161 to 901 code for a protein of 246 amino acids.